Messenger RNA from Pteronotus mesoamericanus, 4130 nucleotides. Its product is annotated as endothelial zinc finger protein induced by tumor necrosis factor alpha-like. The transcript is spliced from 4 exons. The coding region runs from base 34 to 3558 and encodes 1174 amino acids. Gene Ontology annotation, biological process: regulation of transcription by RNA polymerase II. Lineage: Eukaryota; Metazoa; Chordata; Mammalia; Chiroptera; Mormoopidae. Gene Ontology annotation, molecular function: DNA-binding transcription activator activity, RNA polymerase II-specific; RNA polymerase II cis-regulatory region sequence-specific DNA binding; DNA-binding transcription repressor activity, RNA polymerase II-specific. Gene Ontology annotation, cellular component: nucleus; nucleoplasm. The record is from RefSeq and is a predicted model, not a curated record.
UUUGUGGGUUGGGCCUCAACCAGGCCUCUCACUAUGCCUUUCUCUUUCUCCCCCUGUGCACAGCUUGCCUGUCCCAUGGUCCCCAUGGGCAGUGAAGAGAUGGCCACCCAGCAGCCAACUGACAAGGCCCUGGGGUCGGUGGCGUUCAGGGAUGUGAUUGUGGACUUCACCCCGGAGGAGUGGCAGCAGCUGAAGCCUGCGCAGAAGGACCUGUACAGGGACGUGAUGAUGGAGACCUACUGGAACCUGGUCUCACUGGGCUUGGAGACUAGACCUGACGUCAAAGAAUCAGACCCACAGGAUGUUUGGGAAGACAGACCAUCUGUUGUGGUGGCAGAAGGACCCCAGAGGAACAUUUCCCCCUGUCAAGGAGCUGGGACACAGAGUGACCAGGUGGGGUGGCGGCAGUGGAGCCCAGGGACCUGUCUGGGGCAGUUGGACAUGUCCCAAGCAUUUGCCCCAGAGUGUCAUGAAUUUAAGGCAUUGGACCAUCAAAGCCCCCUGCCGGCCCCACUGAGAUCAAAAGGACUGAGAGGAGUGGGGACGCACACAUUCACCACGUGUGGGAAAGACUCAGGGACUUCAAGCCUCGGUCCUCCCUCCAAACUUCAUGCAGAGAAGUCCUAUGAGUGUGGGGACUGUGGCAAGGCUUUCAGAUAUAACUCAUGUUUGAUGAAGCACCAACGAAUCCACACCGGCGAGAAGCCCUUCUGUUGCCCCACUUGCGGGAAGAAGUUCACCCGGCAGUCUUCCCUCACCAUCCACCAGCGGGUGCACACUGGGGAGAAGCCGUAUGCAUGCGGUACCUGCGGCAAGGCUUUUGACUGUAACUCGUCUCUGAAGAAGCACCAACGAAUCCACACCGGGGAGAAGCCCUUCUCAUGCGUCACAUGUGGGAAGAAAUUUACCCAGCAGUCAUGCCUCACCAUCCACCAGCGCGUGCACACUGGGGAGAAGCCAUAUGCGUGCAAGGACUGUGGCAAGGCCUUCAGCCAGAAGAAGCACCUCAUUGUGCACCAGAGGACACACACUGGGGAGAAGCCAUACAUGUGUGGGGACUGUGGCAAGGCCUUCAGCCAGAACAAGCACCUCAUCGUGCACCAGAGGACACACACUGGGGAGAAGCCACAUGUGUGCGCCGUGUGUGGGCGUUCCUUUAGCCAGGAAACGCACCUUAGGGAGCACAAACGGACACACACUGGUGAGAAGCCGUUCACAUGCAGUGACUGCGGCAAGGCCUUCAGUCGGAGCGUGACCCUCAUCGUUCACCAGAGGACACACACCGGGGAGAAGCCCUAUGAGUGUACCAUGUGCGGGCUCACCUUCAGCCAGAGUGUGCACCUGAUGGAGCACCAGUGGAUGCACACCGGGGAGAAGCCAUUUGCAUGUGGAGACUGUGGCAAGUCCUUUAACAAGAGCUCCUCACUCAUGCUGCACCGCGGGUCCCACAUGGGCGAGGGGCCAUAUGCGUGCAGCCAGUGCAGCACUGUUUUCAGUCGGAAGGCCUGCCUGAUCGAGCACCAGCGUGUCCACAUGCGGGUGAAGCCCUUUGAGUGCAGUGUAUGUGGCAAGACUUUCAGCAAGAACUUCUUCUUCAUUCAGCACCUGCGCGUGCACACCGGGGAGAAGCCAUAUGAAUGUUCCAUCUGCCAGAAGCGCUUCGUGGCGCGCUCGUCCCUGCAGGCCCACCAGACUGGCCACACUGGCGAGAAGCCCUAUAAGUGCGGCCAGUGCAGCAAGGCCUUCAGCCACAACUCCUCCCUCCGGGAGCACCGGCGUGUGCACACUGGGGAGAGGCCCUACGAGUGCUCCAUCUGCCAAGUGCACUUUGCUGCACGUGCGUCUCUAGUGGCGCACCAGGCUAGCCAUGCCAGGGAGAAGCCCUACAAGUGCAGCCAGUGUGGCAAGGCCUUCAGCAAGAACUCCUCUCUCAGGGAGCACCAGUACGUGCACACUGGGGAGAAGCCCUACAAGUGCUCCCUCUGCCCGAUGCACUUCUCUGGGCGUUCUUCCUUGGUGGCACACCAGGCUGGCCACACGGGAAAGAAGCCCUACAAGUGUGGCCAGUGUGGCAAGGCCUUCAGCCAGGGCGCCUACCUCAUUGAGCACCAGCGCAUCCACACUGGCGAGAAGCCCUACAGGUGCGGCGAGUGCGGCAAGGCCUUCAUCAGGAACUUUUCGCUCACCCUCCACCGGAGGACCCACACGGGAGAGAAGCCCUACGAGUGUGGCAAGUGUGGGAAGACCUUCAGUGGAAACUCGUCCCUGGUGAAGCACCAGCGAAUCCACAGUGGGGAGAAGCCCUUCUCAUGCGCUACUUGUGGGAAGCAGUUCAUCCAGCAGUCGUGCCUCACUAUCCACCAGCGUGUGCACACCGGGGAGAAGCCAUAUGCAUGUGGGGACUGCGGCAAGGCUUUCAGCCGUAAGAGAAACCUCAUCUUGCAUCAGAGGACGCACACUGGGGAGAAGCCGUACGCAUGCAGGGACUGCGGAAAGGCCUUCAGCCAGAACACAUACCUCAUCUUGCACCAGAGGACGCACACCGGGGAGAAGCCGUAUGUGUGUGGGGACUGCGGCAAGGCCUUCAGCCAGAAAAUGCACCUUGUCCUUCACCAGAGGACGCACACCGGGGAGAAGCCGUUCUCGUGCACCACAUGUGGGAAGCAGUUCACCUGGCAGUCGAGCCUCACGAUCCACCAGCGCUUGCACAUCGGGGAGAAGCCGUAUGCUUGUGGGGAUUGUGGCAAGGCUUAUGGCUGUAACUCAUCCCUGAAGAGGCACCAGCAAAUCCACUCUGGGGAGAAGCCUUUCUCCUGUACCACAUGCGGGAAGCAGUUCACUCAGCAAUCAUGCCUCACCAUCCAUCAGCGUAUCCACACAGGGGAGAAGCCCUACAAAUGCAGCCAGUGUGGCAAGACCUUUAUCAAGAACUCCUCUCUCACAGAGCACUGGCGUGUGCACACUGGCGAGAAACCAUAUGCAUGCAGGGACUGCGGGAAGGCUUUCAGCCAGAAACAGUACCUGAUCGUGCACCAGAGGACACACACUGGCGAGAAGCCAUACACAUGCGGGGAGUGUGGCACUGCCUUUAGCAAGAACUCCUCGCUCAUGGAGCAUCUGCGUGUGCACACCGGGGAAAAGCCGUAUGUCUGCGCAGACUGUGGCAAGGCCUUCAGUCAGAAUAAGCACCUCAUCCUGCACCAGAGGAUGCACACCGGGGAGAAACCCUACAUGUGCUCCAUCUGCCAAAUGCAAUUUGCAAGGCCCUCUUCCCUGGCAACUCACCAGGCCAGCCACACUGGCAAGAAGCCCUACAAGUGUGGCCAGUGUGGCAAGGUCUUCAGCCAAGGCGCCUACCUCAUCCUGCACCAGCGUAUUCACACCGGGGAGAAGCCUUUCAGGUGCAGCCAGUGCGGCAAGGCCUUUGUCAGGAACUACUCGCUCACCCUCCACCGAAGGAUCCACACGGGAGAGAAGCCCUACCAGUGUGGCAAGUGUGGGAUAACCUUCAGCCGGAACUUCAACCUCACACAACAUCAGAGGAGGAUGCACACAUAGCUUGGAGGAGGAGAGGAGAGCAUGAUAUUCCAGAAUCCACACCCAAUGGGUGGAUCCUCAGCCCAUGCAGCAGUGCUAGACUUGACCUUGGAGCCCUCGGGGAGGACUCAACAGAGUUCCUGCCCAGGUGGGUCUUAGCAAUAUGGGUGCUGGGAACAGGCCACGCCAUGUACAUCCGCUGCUUCCGGUGCAUCCACAGGGCCAUGUGGAAAGGAAGCCCCCCUACAGGUCUAGUAUCUGGGAACGUGGCCAGGGGCACUGUGACUCAUCACUGAGCUUGAGUAAACUGCUGUUAACAGCUUGGACGACGCAUUUAGUGUCUCUGGGUCUCCAUCUCCUGGAUAGUACAGUACAGGAGGGGGAGGAGAAAGGGAGUCAGGACGUGCGCUCCAUGGGCACAUUCUCCCUUCAUCUCACGUGCCUGGAUCUAGGUCAGAGAUUAGGGUGUCACAUCUGUGGGUGUCCUCAUUUUCCCCACACCCAGCCCCUGCUUUCCCUGCAACAGUAGAAGUUGCCAAGUAGUUCAUAAGGGGGAAAACUUUUUUUCAGCAUUAAGGAAUAAAAGUAAUCAG